Messenger RNA from Silurus meridionalis, 2558 nucleotides. RefSeq names its product SANT and BTB domain regulator of CSR (gene sanbr). The coding region runs from base 218 to 2395 and encodes 725 amino acids. Lineage: Eukaryota; Metazoa; Chordata; Actinopteri; Siluriformes; Siluridae. The transcript is spliced from 23 exons. The record is from RefSeq and is a predicted model, not a curated record.
UGCGGCACCGGAAGCGCGACAGGAGCAGGAGCGGCUGAUCUGCUCAGAGAGGAGCGCGUCCGCGUGUUGUAGCGUUUACAUUAAAAUCUGUAAAAUAAAUAUAUAUGUAAAUAUGAUGUGUUUCCUGCGUAUGAAUGACGCAAUUGAAUACCCAUUAAAUCCAGGCAAAGAGGACAAUAACAUCACCGUGGAGAGAAGAAACACCAAAUAAGACAUCAUGAAUCGCCUCUGUAACAUGAACAACAAUUUCCCGUAUGAUAACAGUCUCCUGGUGUUAGACAUGGUUCUGCGGUCACUCUGGGGAACCACGCAGCCAAUUAACUGGGAGAACGUUGCCCGCUUAGUUCCUGGUUUCACUCCUAAAGAGUGUGCACGCAGGUUUGAUGAGCUGAAAAGCACUGGCAGUUUCCCCCUAGUAGACGAGCAGUGUAACGCUCUUACUGGAGCCAGUGGUUCUCCAUCUGAACCUCUCUCUGCUUACAUCCGAUCCACAUUAUUGGACCUUACAGGGGAGACUGGGGAGUCAGGGGAACAACAGACCAACCAGAGCACACUUUCAGUGUCAGGUAUGAAUGUGACCCCUGUUGUGCAUGGAGCAAGUUUUGAGACUGAAAAGACAGCGAGCGCAGAGGACGAAGAGAAGAAAGACAGAGGAAAGAGCCCUAUCAUGGUGAUCCACGUGUGCGAUGAAGCGAAGAACCUGAAGCAGGAUUUUGAGUGUCCGCGUGACCUGUUGAUCAGAGAAAUGCGCUACUUCGCAGAGUACCUCUCUAUGGACGCCCAGCGCUGGGAGGAGGUGGACAUCUCGGUGCACUGCGACGUCGAGAUCUUCGACUGGCUCAUGAACUACGUCAAAAGAAACUCCUCAGAAGAUCAACCAGAGAAACAUGUGGACAAGCCAACUCUGGAGCCCAGCAACGUCAUCUCUAUCCUGAUCUCAUCCGAGUUCUUGAAGAUGGAUGCUUUAGUGGAGGAGUGCAUUCAGUACUGUCACGAACACAUGAGCGCCAUCGUCGCCACGCCGUGCAACAUGAGCUGCAUCAACAGCAACCUGGCCUCGCGCAUCGCCCUGCUGUUCACGCACAACCAGGCAGAUGACAUCAAGGACAAAAAGGACAAGUUUAAAAGUAAAGUGUUCCAGAAGAAGAUUGAAAAGCUGUUUGAUCCAGGUUUUGAAAGUCAUGAUUCCCCAGGAAAUGCUGCUACGCUGUACAGGUGUGGUCUUUGCCUUAAGCUUCUCACCAAAGACACAGAAAGGAAGGUCUCCUGCGUUCCGGGUAAAAUCAACAUCGACCAUCGUGGGGAUAUCGUCUACACACACAGCAGACAAAAGAACUGGGACGUUCAUGAGUAUCUAAACAGCUUAUAUGAAGAGCUGAAAUCGUGGGUGAUGGUUUACUGGAGGAUCUGGGGUGCCAUUAAUUAUCUCACCUGCUCAUGCUGUAAACAGGUUUUCCUCUGCUGUGAUCUGGCCCAGUGCAGGUAUCAUCCUGAGGCUGUGGUUUACCCAGGCAUGGGCGCCAGUCGUAGUGAGCAUGGUGCCGGGAUCUACCCCUGCUGCAAGCAGAGAGCUUUACGCUUUGACCCGGUCGCUAUGCCAACGGGUUGUAAGAUGAGGGACCACACGGUUACUGUGGCAGAACCUGGGGACUGCGAGGGCAACAUGAGCUCUGUGCAGACUCGAGUACUGAAUGACCUGCUUCUCCACAGAGACGCUGUGUGCAUGAGCUCCCCAACAGCACCAGACAGUUCUGCUGAGUCGGCCAAACAGAGCGAGCAAGCGCCCGAAUGCGACAUCACGCUGGACCACGCAGACCUUAACGUUCUUAGAGCCAGAGAAGUAACCGCUUUUUCACUGUUGAAGAACUGGAGUCUCCAACUCAGGCAACAUCCUUUAUUGUCUGAGGAAGAGGACUACACUACAGGUUCAGAGGUCACAGAGGAUGAAGUCGGGGAUGAAGAUGACACAUCAAAGAAGCAAGCUGUAAAAAAGCUAAGGAAACCAGGCAAGCCUUUAAAAAGACAAGUGUCCUCACCGAGCAUGCUGCACAAAGAGCGAGCCGGAGGAGAGAAGAGCACUUCGAAGGACUCGACCCCGUUCACCGUGAGCAUGCAAAAGAGUAAAUGGGACAGCACUCGCUCGAUGAGGUUUAACCAGGAUGCCCAGAGAGAGGAAGACCAAAGGAGAAUGGUGGAGAUUAUUGACCAUCUCACUAAGAUGCGCUUCGGUGACUUGGAACAGAGCAAGUCAAGGGACACCAAGGAGCAUGCAGGAGGUAUCUACGUCAGGUUGGAGGCGCAAUUCAAAAGCUCCACUCAGCUGAGUAACAGACAGAACACCUCGGAAAAAACACUCCGGGCGAAGAUACGCAGUGGUCAGACCAGACCAACGUGAAAGAAAAAGCAGUAGAGACAGAUUUACUGAUGACUGUGUGAACAAAACCCAUCCAGUCCUACUAUAGUGACCUGCACUUUUACCAUCAUAAACAACCACAAUAAAGCAAGCUUAAGGGGAUUUAGAUAUCCUGUACAAUAAAACUUGGAAGCUUGAACUCUAA